AUGAGCUUUUCCAAGCUUCUUACUCUUUUAUGGAUGAUUGGACUUGUUUGGGCAGAUGCAAGUACCAAGCAUUACAUUGUUUACAUGGGGCAACACUCACACCCUACUUCAGAAUCUGUCGUCAAAGCUAAUCAUCACUUACUUGCUUCAGUCACUGGGAGUUUGCUUGCAGCACAAGAAGCAACACUUCACCAUUACAGCAAAAGCUUUAGAGGAUUCUCGGCAGUGCUUACCCCUAGCCAAGCUCAACAACUUUCAGAGAGAAAUCCAGUUAUUUCUGUUUUUGAGAGUAGGAUGAAUAAGCUCCAUACAACACAUUCAUGGGACUUUCUGGGAGUAGAUUAUAUUCACCAGUAUAAUCACCUCAAAAUGGACUUAGGAUCUGAUGUUAUAGUUGGUGUCAUCGAUACUGGAGUCUGGCCUGAAUCAGACAGCUACGAUGACCAAGGAUUAGGUCCUGUUCCUACAAAAUUCAAGGGAGAAUGUGUUCCAGGCGAGAGGUUUACGUUAUCAAACUGCAACAGGAAAAUUAUUGGUGCUCGGUUUUAUUCAAAAGGGUUCGAGGCAGAAAUGGGGCCACUUGAAUCUUUCAACAGCAUUUUCUUCCGGUCUGCUCGAGACAGUGAUGGUCAUGGAACGCAUACUUCCUCAACAAUAGCUGGGUCUAUGGUAGCAAAUGCCAGUUUGUUUGGGAUGGCCAGAGGGACUGCAAGAGGUGGUGCACCAGGUGCUAGACUAGCCAUUUACAAGGCUUGUUGGUUUAACCUGUGUAGUGAUGCUGAUCUUCUUUCUGCCUUGGAUGAUUCUAUAAGUGAUGGUGUAGAUAUCAUCUCUCUGUCCCUUGGUCCUGACCCUCCCCAGCCUAUUUACUUUGAAGAUGCGAUCUCAAUAGGAGCAUUCCAUGCGUUCCAGAAAGGAAUACUUGUUUCGGCUUCAGCCGGAAACUCCUUCUUCCCAAAUACUGCUUGCAAUGUUGCUCCUUGGAUCCUAACCGUUGCUGCAAGUUCUCUGGACAGGGAAUUCAACUCAAAUAUAUACUUAGGAAAUUCACAAAUUUUGAAGGGUUUUUCCUUGAACCCUUUUAAAAUGGAGUCGUCAUAUGCUUUAAUAACUGGGGGUGCAGCAGCUGCCCAAGGAAUUCCAGCUAAGAAUGCAAGCUUUUGCAAAAACAACACUCUAGAUGCCACCAUAAUUAAGGGGCGGAUUGUGGUGUGUGCACUUGAGGCUCUCACGGAUAACAGAAGAGCAAAAGCCUUAGUUGUAAGACAAGGGGGUGGUGUUGGAAUUAUUCUCAUUGAUCCAUUUGCCAAAGAUGUAGGUUUCCAGUUUGUAAUUCCAGCAACUCUAAUAGGCCAAGAGGAAGCACAAAUGCUACAAUUAUAUAUGACAACCAACAAAAAUCCAGUUGCUAGAAUAUCCCCGACAAUAACAAUUUCCAACACCAAACCUGCACCAAAAGUAGCUGUAUUCUCUUCUAGGGGACCCAACAUCCUUACACCAGACAUUAUUAAGCCAGAUGUUACGGCACCUGGACUGAAUAUUUUGGCAGCAUGGUCUCCAGUUGCAACUGAAGCCACAGCUGGACAGUCUGUCAGUUACAAUGUAAUAUCCGGCACCUCGAUGUCUUGUCCCCACAUUUCUGCAACUGCUGCGAUUAUAAGAUCUUAUCGACCUUUAUUGAGCCCAGCAGCCAUAAUGUCUGCAAUCAUGACAACAGCUACUGUCCUAGAUAACACCAACCACAUAAUUAGAAGAGACCCAGAUGAAGCUGAGACCAAUCCUUUCGACUAUGGAUCUGGACAUAUAAACCCAACAGCUGCAUUGAAUCCUGGGCUUGUUUAUGACUUUGAUGCCAAUGACAUUAUCAAGUUCCUAUGCAGCACUGGUGCAAGCUCUAAACAGCUGAAAAACCUUACAGGAGAGACAACUUAUUGCUCAUACCCCCCAAAACCCUCCUACAAUUUUAACUAUCCCUCAAUUGGUGUGUCUAGCUUGAAUGGAAGUUUAUCUGUUUAUCGAACAGUUACAUAUUAUGGUGAAGGACCGAUUGUCUAUGUGGCACAUGUCGAUUAUCCAGCAGGUGUCAGGAUUACAGUUACUCCUUCAAAACUGGGUUUUACAAAGACUGGGGAGAAGAUGACUUAUAGGGUUGAUUUUGUACCGUACAAGCAGAGUAAUGGAACAUAUGUAUUUGGAGCUUUGACAUGGAGCAAUGGUGUCCACAGGGUUAGAAGUCCCAUCAGUCUCAAUGUAGUUUCUCUAUAG
Messenger RNA from Carica papaya (papaya), 2265 nucleotides. Its product is annotated as subtilisin-like serine-protease S. Gene Ontology annotation, biological process: proteolysis. The record is from RefSeq and is a predicted model, not a curated record. NCBI's taxonomy places the organism in Eukaryota, Viridiplantae, Streptophyta, Magnoliopsida, Brassicales, Caricaceae. Gene Ontology annotation, molecular function: serine-type endopeptidase activity.